AUGAUGAUUCCAGUGGAAACAAAGCCUUCGUUGCAGAUGCCUGCUCCUGCAGCGGGCCAAGCUCCCACACAUACAUAUGUCCCAGAUAGAGGUUAUGCGACUUCCACGACAUCUCAAGACGCCCCACCACAAACGCCUACGGGCUACGCUGCCGACAACGAAGACGAAACGUACGAUGAUCUUUUCGAAGAUGAAGACGAAGAGUUCCUUGAUGAUGUAGAUCCUACAUCGGGCGACCUUACCAAAUCUUACAACCGUCAAAGAAAGCUCAACGACCCAAACGCCACUGCCCCUCGAAUCAACUCGCAAAAACCAGCUGCAAACACACAAGCGAGUGUCGAUGACCAAAUCUCGAGUCUUUCCAAACAUGCUGCUAAGAUUCGUUUGGAUGUUGGAGGGGAGAGAAACAAAACACAUGGCAAGGACAAAUCAGACCGUGCCACAAGUGAGCAGGUCUUGGAUCCUCGGACACGGAUGAUCUUACUGCAAAUGAUUAAUAGAGGGAUCGUCUCGGAAGUCAACGGCUGCCUUAGUACUGGAAAAGAGGCAAACGUCUACGGAGCACUCUCAAUACCUGUAUCAGAAAAUGGCGAGGAAGUCGCAGCUAUUCAUCGAGCCAUCAAAGUUUACAAGACCAGUAUUCUUGUCUUCAAGGACCGCGAUCGAUAUGUGACAGGCGAACAUCGCUUCAGGUCUGGCUACAACAAGGGAAAUAACAGGGCUAUGGUGAAAGUAUGGGCAGAGAAAGAAUUUCGCAACCUCAAACGAUUAUACCUUGCCGGCAUCCCAUGUCCCGAACCUGUCUAUCUACGGUUACAUGUUUUGGUCAUGGGCUUUCUCGGCGACAAGAAAGGCUGGGCGGCUCCUCGUUUGCGUGAUGUGGAACUACAAGGCGAGGAUAUUGAUGAGCAAUGGCGUUUGCUAUACAUUGAAAUGCUUGGACUCAUGAGGCGAAUGUAUCAAACAUGCAAACUUGUACACGCAGAUUUGAGCGAGUACAAUGUCCUAUACCACCAAAAGAGGCUCUUUAUCAUCGAUGUUUCUCAGAGCGUUGAGCACGACCAUCCACGGUCAUUGGAAUUCUUAAGAAUGGAUGUCAAGAACGUUUCGGAUUUCUUUAGAAGAAAGAAUGUAGAUGUGCUUUCUGAACAAGCAGUCUUUGGCUUCGUCACUUCUCACGAUCAACCAAUCCAUGAGCCGGCGCUUACAGAAGCUUUAGAGAGACUUUUCGUCGACCGACCUGCUGUUCAGGAAGAUGAAAAGGCUGCUGCAGAACAAGAAAUCCAGACCGAGGUAUUCCGACAACAAUAUAUUCCUCAAAAUCUAGACCAAGUCUAUGAUAUCGAGCGUGACGCAGAGAAGGUUGGCAAAGGACAGAAGGAGGACCUUGUUUACCGAAAUCUGCUCGCCGACAAAGUUGUUCAAUCGGGCAACGAAGCUGAUGCCGAAGAUACCAUGGGUGGUAGUUCGCCACCAAGUGACGGUGAAAGUGAUGCCGAGGAUAGCGACGAUGAAAGCAAAUUUGAAAAAGGUACUCCGAGAGGAAAGAGAUUCGAGGACAAAGAUGCCAAGAAGGUAGGUCGGUCCAACUCACAGGCAGAAUUGUAUCUGACACAUGUCCAGGAGCACAAGAAGGCCGUCAAGGAAGAGAAGCGUGAGAAAAGAAAGGAGAAAAUGCCCAAGCAUCUGAAGAAGAAGCUCGUGAGCGCUUCAGCGAAGCACAAGCAUUGA
Molecule: messenger RNA, 1731 nt
Organism: Mollisia scopiformis
Lineage: Eukaryota; Fungi; Ascomycota; Leotiomycetes; Helotiales; Mollisiaceae
Product: Serine/threonine-protein kinase Rio1
Exons: 2
Coding region: 1-1731 (576 amino acids)
Biological process (GO): maturation of SSU-rRNA
Cellular component (GO): cytosol; preribosome, small subunit precursor
Molecular function (GO): protein serine/threonine kinase activity; ATP binding
Source: RefSeq, a predicted model, not a curated record